AUGGCGACGGCCUCCUCCAAGCAAGAAACCGAUGAUGCCGAGUUCAGCCUCGAGGAAACGUUGUGCGAGAUGGAGCGCAGCCUCUAUAUCUCGUCCCCGUCGGACUCGGAAGGGGCCGACUCGGCGGCCGAUCGGAUCCGGUUGACGCUCUCGCUCAUGUCCCUGUGCAGCCACAGCGUCACAGUCCUGGACGACGGCGGCGGGGCGGAUCGGUUCCGGGCCAGCUACGCCGAGCUCUUCGCGGGCGCGUACCAGGACCUGUUCCACUGGAUCAUGGAGCGGCCCGCGGACGAGAUCGACGACCGGAUCUGGGGGAAACUCUUUGGGGACUGGGAGAGCCUCAGAAGCAUCGAAAAGACGGGGGUAGACCCCAUGUGCAACAUCACGCCGCACGCCACGCUCCGCUUCUUCAGCAGGGCCCUCGUCUACGUCUUCGCGCGCGCCUCGCGCGGCCGCGCCGAGCUGCCGCCCGACGUCGUCUGGGACAACUUUCUGUGCUUCCACCUGGGCCGCCUCACCUUUGCCAGCCUCGUCGACCCGUCGCCGCCGUCAUCACCACCACCCAACGGCGGCGGCCCGCAGGCCCUCGACCGCGACGCCGUCGCCCGCCUCGGCACCGUCAUGGCCGUGGCGCUGCGGCGGCCCGGCAGGAACGACGACGACUCGACCUGCAGCAGCAGCAGCAGCUGCGCCGCCUCGGCCGCCUGCGCCCUCGCGCGCGCCCUCGCCUCCCACGCGGCCUCGCGGCCCCUCGACGAGCUGACCCCGGGUUCGACGCCGCACCUGCUCGACGUGCUGGCCACGGCGCUGCUGGCCGAGGGCGCGCGGCGGGGCGCGGAACGGCGGCAGCGGCACCGGCGGGCGCAACGGGGCAUCAACAUCAACGGCAGGUUGGAGGAAGUGGUGGUGGUGGUGGCGGACACGGACACGGACACGGACACGGACACGGACGGCGGGGCCGUGAUGGCGGGGAUCGCGCGCGCGGCCCACGAGGUGCUGCACUACCUGGUCGGGAUCCACGCGCGCCGCCGCGCCGGCGAGCACAACGCCGACGGCCGCGCCGCGUGGCUGGCCCGCCGCGAGGCCGCGCUCGAGUGCCUGCUGCGCCUGCGCCACCGGCUGCCACCCCGGGCGCUGUCGGGCCUGUUGGGCUGGCUCGGGGACGAGGCCGAGCUGUGUUUGGAGCUAGAUGUGGCUGGGAUAUUGGAGACGGAGGCGGAGGAGGAGGUGGCGGCGGGCGGCGGCUGGUAG
Molecule: messenger RNA, 1251 nt
Organism: Gaeumannomyces tritici R3-111a-1
Lineage: Eukaryota; Fungi; Ascomycota; Sordariomycetes; Magnaporthales; Magnaporthaceae
Exons: 3
Coding region: 1-1251 (416 amino acids)
Source: RefSeq, a predicted model, not a curated record